UGCACACUUGACUUCGAUAAUUUUAUCUAAUAACAUUACGAAUCUUUCGUAAAUUAUUUAAAAUGACAAAACUCUGUAUUAUUCUUUCUAUUUUAUUCGUCAUAGUUGCGGUCAAUAUGGCUGCUCCUGUAGAAGAUGACAGAUUAGAAAACUUAAUGGAACUCGAUGAUGAAUUCAGAGAGGACAUGGUCGAGGAACGAGCUGAUAGACAACGUCGAGUGACCUGUGACCUUUUAUCCUUUGGUGGGAUGAUUGGUUCAUCGGCUUGUGCGGCUAAUUGUCUUUCCAUGGGAAAAGCUGGAGGAUAUUGCAGCAGUGGUAUUUGCGUGUGUCGCAAAGAUUCUUUCAAGGAUUUGUGGAAUAAACGAUUUGGUUGAAAUCAACAAAUAUUUCUAUAUCGUCUACAUUCAACAUUUUGAUAAUUUAAUGUAUCACUUUUUCUUGUAAAA
Messenger RNA from Polistes dominula (European paper wasp), 449 nucleotides. RefSeq names its product defensin 1 (gene Def1). The record is from RefSeq and is a predicted model, not a curated record. Lineage: Eukaryota; Metazoa; Arthropoda; Insecta; Hymenoptera; Vespidae. Gene Ontology annotation, biological process: defense response to bacterium; humoral immune response.